UUUGACACUAUUCACUUAUUACUCUUAAUUAUAUUUUAUUUUUAAACUAUAAAUUAGAACAUAAUCAAGUGAGGUCUUAUUUGAUUCGUCUCAAUGUAAAGAUUAUUAAUAUUUACUUUUUAUAAAAUUUCGUUAUAUAUAAUAAGAUAAUAAAAGAUAUUAAGCAUUAAAUAAAUACAAAUAUCCCAUUAUAUAAGUUUAAGAUUCUAUUAAAUUUGUAGCCCUUAGCCCCUUACAUACCAAUUUCAUUUUGUAGACCAAUGCGCCCAUUCCCACAAUAAUAGUCACGCCCACACGCGUAGUACUCCUUUGACCCUUUGAAUAUUUGACCUCUUUUUUCACUUCUUCAAACCCACAAAGAAAAGGCCUUUUCUAGUAACAGAAACAAGAACGAAGGCAGAAAACUCACACUUUCCUCCCUUCUUCCUUCACCUUUUUGGCCGGUGAUUUUCUCCCUUUAUUAGAGCCGCCCUUCACUCCUGAUUCUCUCCCUUCAUCAAACAAUUCUCAUUUUUCAUCAUCAAUAACUAAUUAUCUUCUUUCUUUCUUUCAAUUUUUAACUUUUUAUAAUUAUGGGUAUGGAGAUUACCCAUCAAGAAUCAACCCAGAAUUCUACUUUGCUUGAAUUAGCUGCUUCUGAUGACUUAAACGGCUUCAAAUUUUCUGUUGAAUCACUUGGGUCAUCAAUUCAUGAAAUGGGUCUUUGGUAUACUCGUCCUAUCGGGUCCAAUAAGAUGGGUUAUGAACAAAGAACUCCUCUUAUGAUUGCUGCACAAUAUGGAAGUUUUAAUGUUCUUGAUUAUAUUCUUAACUCGGUUAAAUCGGUUGAUGUUAACCGAGUUUCUGGGUCUGACCGAGUUACUGCUCUUCACUGCGCUGUUGCUGGUGGGUCCCAGUCUUCUUCUUCUGUUAUUCACCGCCUUGUUUCUUCUUCUGCAAAUCUCAACAUCGUUGAUUCUAACGGAAAUAAACCUUCAGAUUUGCUUCCUAUGUUACCAAAAUUACCCACAAAGGGAAACAAACAGAUUGAUUGUUUACUGAAAUCUGGGUAUUCAGAUUCAGAUUCAAGUUCAAGUUCCGGGUCAGUUUCGGAUUGUGAUUCGGAUUCGAAAAAGGAAUUUGCGGUGUCUGAUUUGCCAGACAUAAACAAUGGUGUUUAUGGAAGCGAUGAAUUUAGGAUGUAUAGUUUCAAAAUCAAACCAUGUUCAAGGGCAUAUACCCAUGAUUGGACCGAAUGCCCGUUUGCCCAUCCGGGUGAAAACGCAAGGAGAAGAGAUCCAAAGAAGCAUCAGUAUACGUGUGUUCCAUGCCCUGAAUUCAAGAAAGGUAGUUGUAAAAAGGGUGAUGAUUGUGAGUUUGCUCAUGGUGUGUUCGAGUCAUGGCUCCACCCAGCCCAAUACAAGACCCGAUUGUGUAAAGAUGAGAUUGGUUGUGCUAGGAAAGUCUGUUUUUUUGCCCAUAGGAAAGAUGAAUUGCGCCCUGUUUAUGCUUCAACAGGGUCAGCAAUUCCUGAUGUCACAUCAUCUCCUCCUAUAUCCCCAUCUCCGCUUUCUCCUGGAAGCAGAGCAUCACCGGGUGGAGGAGGGAUGUAUGAGGGGAAAUCCCGUUUCGGGAUUUCCCCUCCUAACCUGCAACUCGCGGGAAGCAGGUUAAGGUCUAGCUUGAAUGCUAGAGAUUUCGAGUCUGAAAGAAAGCUAAUCGAAAUCGAAACUCAACUAAUGAACCAACAACAACAAUACAAUCAACUUCAUUCCCCUAGACCUUCUCCUAAGUGGAAUAACACUAUGAUCCCAGCUACUAAUCUUGAAGCUGCCUUUGCUUCAAUAAAUGUAGGUCGAAAAAUGUCACCACCGAAUGGUGUAGAAUCACCGCGUAAUGCACCUAGGAGGCUGUCGCCUCCUAGGGCUUUAGACUCCCCGAAAUCAGUGGCUGCAGCGAUGCUCAAUUCUCGAGCUGCGGCAUUUGCUAACAGGAGUCAGAGCUUUGUCGAAAGAGUAGGAUCACCGCCUUUUGGUGCCAACAUGUCUAGUCCUAUGUCAACCAAUAUGACUGAUUGGGGUUCACCAGAUGGUAAACUAGAUUGGGGAAUGAAUGGACAAGAGCUUAAUAAGCUAAAGAAGUCGAAUUCGUUUGGAAUUCGAGGAGGUAGUAACAAUGGCAUUAGAACAAGCCCACCCGGGUUCAAUGAGCCCGAUGUUUCGUGGGUUAAUUCUUUGGUGAAGGAUGAGGCUGGUGCCAGAUUCCGUGGAGCAAAGGCGGCGAGCUUUGGUCGUGGUGGUGUUGGAAAUAAUGGUGGUCAAGUUCAAGUUCAAGAUAUGUGUUCACCAUGGGAGCAAUUGUAUAUAGAAGAACAAAGGGUUAUUUAGGUUAUAGGCCUUUUGCUAACAAAAAGAGAUGAAUUCUAUUGUAUUAAUUUCUUAUAUAUACUUCUAGUUAUGAGGGAAGAUCAUAUUAAGAGAAUUUAAGGAGGUUUUCUCUUAUUGUAUAGUAGAAUUAGUAACUAGUAGUAAGCAUAAUCAUAUUCAUUUUAUUGUUUUUCCUUUAAGAAUAAGGAUAAUAUUUGAUCUCUAGUAAGAGUAUUUUUUCCCCAAGUUAUAUUAUUAUUUUUGUGUUCAA
Amaranthus tricolor (Joseph's coat) is the source of this 2616-nucleotide messenger RNA. RefSeq names its product zinc finger CCCH domain-containing protein 29-like. Gene Ontology annotation, molecular function: metal ion binding; protein binding. Bases 573 to 2366 code for a protein of 597 amino acids. The transcript is spliced from 2 exons. The record is from RefSeq and is a predicted model, not a curated record. Lineage: Eukaryota; Viridiplantae; Streptophyta; Magnoliopsida; Caryophyllales; Amaranthaceae.